This is a messenger RNA of Budorcas taxicolor (takin), 1332 nucleotides long. RefSeq names its product PC-esterase domain containing 1B (gene PCED1B). Bases 16 to 1332 code for a protein of 438 amino acids. The transcript has a single exon. Lineage: Eukaryota; Metazoa; Chordata; Mammalia; Artiodactyla; Bovidae. The record is from RefSeq and is a predicted model, not a curated record.
GGCGGUGCGGGCGUCAUGGUCCACCUGCUGGCCUCCGAAGUGCGGCAGCUGCUCCACAACAAGUUCGUGGUUGUCCUGGGGGACUCGGUCCAGAGGGCUGUGUACAAGGAUCUGGUGCUCCUGCUGCAGAAGGACUGCCUGCUCACACUCAGGCAGCUCAAGGCCAAGGGGGAGCACACUUUCGAGCAGGAUGAGCUGGUGCAGGGGGGCCAGCAGGGCCACAUGCACAACGGCACCCACUACCGCGAGGUGCGCCAGUUCUGCUCCGGCCAGCACCUGGUGCGCUUCUACUUCCUGACGCGUGUGUACUCCGACUACCUGGAGGAUGUCCUCGAGGAGCUGCAGUCCGGCGAGCACCACCCGGACCUGGUCAUCAUGAACUCGUGCCUCUGGGACAUCACCAGGUACGGGGAGGACUUCUGGCCUAGUUACCGGCGGAACCUGGAGAGACUGUUCGGGCGCCUCCGCCAGGUGCUGUCCGAGUCAUGCCUCCUGGUGUGGAACACGGCCAUGCCCGUGGGCGACAAAAUCACCAGCCGCUUCGUCCCGCCCGAGGUCCAGUUCGCCUCCUCCUCCGUGAAAAUCAAUGUCAUCGAAGCCAAUUUCUACAGCUCUGCCGAGGCCCAAAAGCACGGCUUCGAUGUGCUGGACUUGCACUUCCACUUUCGCCGCCACACAGGGAAGUACCUGCAGACGGACGGAGUGCACUGGAACCAGUGCGCACACCGCCACCUCUCCCAGCUCCUGCUGGCCCACGUGGCCGACGCCUGGGGGGUAGAGCUGCCCCAGCGCGACCCAGUGGACAAGUGGAUCGCGGAUGGCCCUGGGAGAGGAAGACCUGGCCGGAGGCUUGAGAGGCAGCCCCUGGUCUGCAGAGAUCAGCCGGCCUGCCCUCUGCCCAGACCUUUGCCUCUCCCAGGGCGCCAAGCCCUGCUCCCCACGCCAUCUCCCCGCCCACCCCUGUUUCCACUCUUGUCCCCACAACGUCAUCCCAUCCCUUUACACCAGGUGAUGCCCCCAUUCCCAUUCUGUCCCCAGGAAACCUGUUUUUCUUCAGACCAUCCUUUCCAAUCCGAUCAAUUCUCCUUAAACUAUUUCCAUUCAGAUGUCCCCCCAUCUACCCAAACAGAAUUUGCCGUCCAAGGUGACUUUCAGUACUGUCCCCAGCCGCCUGUGCCCCGCUUCCCUCCACCCUGUUAUCAGCAGCGGGUCCCUGUGGUCCAUAGGGGUUUUCCCAGGUAUCAUGCCCCUGAUCCCUACAUGCCCUGGAGAAGGCGGCCUAAAACUUCCAAGAGAAGGGCCUCAGCCUAUAAAGAGCCAAGGCCUCAAUAG